AUGUGGAACAGAAGCGAGGUUCCCCUGCUAUUCCCCGCUGUGCAGUCCUCCGACCGGCUCCUGCAGCCUCUGUGGGACCACAUCCGCUUCCACUACCGGCCUCUGGUCUCCUCGCCCUUCUUCCCCGUCCUGCUGGCCUUCUCCGCCUACAUCUUCUUCAGCGUCCCUUUCGCCACCCUGGACCUCCUGGGCGAGAAGGCACCUUCCUUGUACCGCUACAAGAUCCAGAAGGGGAGGCGGCCCACGGCGAGGAUGAUGGCGGUGAGCCUCAGCCGGGCGGUCUACAACCACCUGGUGUUCGUGGUGCCCGCCGUGCUUAUCAACAGCUACAUAGUGCCAGCGCCCCCGCUGCCCACCCUGGCCCCCACGGUGCGAGAGGUCCUGGUGGGGGGUCUAGGCGCCCUCCUCGUAUUCGACACGCAGUACUUCAUCUGGCACCUGGUGCACCACAAGAACCGCCACCUGUACAGGUGGGUGCACGCCGUCCACCACGACUUUGUGGCACCCUUCUCCUGGUCCACCCAGCACCUCAGCGCCAUGGAGCUGCUGACCGUGGGCUUCUGGAGCAACAUGGACCCCAUCCUGCUGCGCUGCCACCCCCUCACCACGUGGUCGCUCACCCUCUUCAGCAUCUGGAUGUCCGUGGAGGACCACAUCGGCUACGACAUGCCCUGGACCCUCCACCGCCUGGUGCCUCUGGGUCUGCUCGGGGGAGCGCCUGCCCACGACCUGCAUCAUCAGAGGCCCAGCAGUAACUACGCCCCUUUCUUCGCCCACUGGGACAGGAUCUUUGGAACGGCAGCCAGGCUCGAGGCAGAAAAGACCCUGCUUCAAAAGGAAUGCGACGACUGA
Messenger RNA from Megalops cyprinoides (Indo-Pacific tarpon), 852 nucleotides. RefSeq names its product cholesterol 25-hydroxylase like 1, tandem duplicate 1 (gene ch25hl1.1). Gene Ontology annotation, biological process: sterol biosynthetic process; cholesterol metabolic process. The transcript has a single exon. Gene Ontology annotation, molecular function: steroid hydroxylase activity; iron ion binding; C-4 methylsterol oxidase activity. The coding region runs from base 1 to 852 and encodes 283 amino acids. NCBI's taxonomy places the organism in Eukaryota, Metazoa, Chordata, Actinopteri, Elopiformes, Megalopidae. The record is from RefSeq and is a predicted model, not a curated record.